Molecule: messenger RNA, 1442 nt
Organism: Nestor notabilis (Kea)
Lineage: Eukaryota; Metazoa; Chordata; Aves; Psittaciformes; Psittacidae
Gene: VPS37A
Product: vacuolar protein sorting 37 homolog A (S. cerevisiae)
Exons: 12
Coding region: 1-1137 (378 amino acids)
Biological process (GO): protein targeting to vacuole; protein targeting to membrane; ubiquitin-dependent protein catabolic process via the multivesicular body sorting pathway
Cellular component (GO): ESCRT I complex
Source: RefSeq, a predicted model, not a curated record
AUGUUUUGUCACUUGGUGCUUUCAGUGGGGUCUGUGUCUUGCGUGUCACUGUAUUACAGAACUUUGCAUUCUUGCAGCAUUGCAGAAAUACAGAAAGAUGUGGAAUAUCGACUGCCAUUCACUGUAAACAACUUGACAAUUAAUAUUAACAUCUUGCUUCCACCUCAGUUUCCUCAGGAAAAACCAGUCAUCAGUGUUUUCCCACCUGUGAGACAUCAUUUAAUGGACAAGCAGGGAGUAUAUGUGACUGGUCCAUUAAUAAGUAAUUUUACAAUGCACUCAGAUCUUGGAAAAAUUAUUCAGAGUUUACUGGAUGAAUUUUGGAAGAAUCCUCCAGUUCUGGCUCCUAGCUCAACAUCAUUUCCAUACCUUUUCAACAAACCAUCUGGAAUGCCUCCUUAUGCUCCUCAGGGGUUUCCAUUUCUUCCUCCAUACCCACCUCAAGAAACAAACAGAACAAUAGUAGCCGUGCCCGUUGGUGAAUCAGUUUCUUCAAGCUACACUGCAGACAAGCCUGCUGCUCCCUCUUACGGCUUGAUUGCUGAUCUGCCACUACCUGUUCCAAGAGCAGAAGCAGUGCUUCAGAUUGGCCAGAAUGGAUUUACUUACAAGAUGCCCGAUGUUCCUGAUACCUUUCCAGAACUCUCAGAACUAAGUAUAUCGCAGCUGACUAAUAUGAACGAGCAAGAGGAAGUGUUACUGGAACAGUUUGUGACUCUACCACAACUGAAGCAAGUCAUUACUGAUAGAGAUGAGUUGGUGAAAAGCAUUGAAGAGCUGGCAAAAAAAAACUUGUUGCUGGAGCCGAGUCUCGAGGCAAAAAGACAGAUGGUGUUGGAUAAAUAUGAGCAACUCACACAGAUGAAAGCAGCCUUUGAAAAAAAAAUGCAAAGACAGCAUGAGCUUAGUGAGAGUUGCAGUCCAAGUGCUCUGCAGGCCAGACUUAAAGUAGCUGCUCAUGAAGCUGAAGAGGAAUCUGACACUAUUGCAGAAGACUUCUUGGAAGGCAAAACAGAAAUAGAUGACUUCCUUAGUAGUUUCAUGGAAAAGAGAACGCUCUGCCACUGUACACGAGCCAAAGAGGAAAAACUUCAACAGGCAAUAGCAAUGCACAGCCAAUUUCAUGCUCCGCUAUAGACUUCCUGCAAGCUACACCUGCCAAGAGAAUGAGUGAAAAAUCCAAUAAAGCACACUUUUUAAUAACUAUUAUUUGCAAAUAAGCAUUUCAUCUUGUAUGGUUGUAUUUAUAGAAGAGAUUGUAUACAGAGUUGGGAUGGGUUUUGUACAAAUUAGAAUGUCUCUUUAUAUUCUCAUUGUACUCAAGAAUCCUUCUAUUGCAAUCUUUGCACUAAUUUCUUGUAUUUAUUGUUGAUAGUUCUUACUAUAUUUAAGUUCCUGCUGCUAUACUUCAUUCUUCAGAGAUUAAAUAUCUAAACAUGUAA